CAUCACCAUCAAACACUCUGUCUUGCUUGUCUUUCGAUCGUUUCUUGCGGGUUUUGAAAGACGCUGGCGAUGGAGAGGAAGAGAAGUAAGCCGGCAUCAGUGCUUCUGUGGGCUGCUGUGGCUGCAUUGUUUUCCCAAAACUUGGUGAUGCCUGUCGUGUCUGCUAUCGGCUUUGAGGAUCAGAAGAACUUCUUCUACACUCCGGUUCCUAGCACAAGCACUCCUCCCACAGUUUCGUAUACCCCUCCCUCACAUGGUUCGGAAGGUGGCCAUGCACCCCCCACACCCUCGCAUGGCAGCUACGGAGGUACACCACCGGCUAACUGUGGUAAUCCAGGGAGUGGAGGGCAUCAUGACCCUAGUCCAUCGCCACCAAAAGGAAGCGGCAGUGGGUACUAUCAUUCUCCUCCAAGCUCAACCCCAAAGACACCAACCAUCGUUAGCCCACCAACUGCUCCAAAUGUCGUCCCAAGAACUCCAAGCACUCCCAGCAUCACAAUACCAUCACCGCCAUUUCCAUUCGAUCCAAACUCUCCACCUUUUACUUGCACUUACUGGAGGAAUCACCCAACAUUGAUAUGGGGUCUGUUUGGCUGGUGGGCAACAAUUGGCAAUGCAUUUGGCGUGACUAGUUUGCCGGGGACUGGAGCUCACAUGAACUUGCUACAGGCUCUUUCAAACACUCGUGCAGACGGGGUUGGAGAACUCUACAGGGAAGGCACAGCUGCUUUGCUCAACUCCAUGACACACCCCAAAUUUCCUUACACAACCACACAUGUCAGGGACAGCUUUGUUGCUGCACUAAGCUCAAACAAGGCUGCAGCAGCACAAGCACAGCUCUUCAAGCUGGCAAACGAGGGUAGAAUCAAGCCCAGAGCCUGAAAAUUGGCAAAACAUUCGUUUAUGUUACAGCUAUAUAGCCCCAUUCAGUUUGGUUUGUGCUGCAUUUAUUUCAAUUAUGUUGAGUUAUUCAGGAUGAGAACUUAUUCUUAUUUCACUGUAACUUUACAGAUUCAAGACUUAUGCCAAAACUCAUGCUUUCUCAUUUAAAUUACAGUAGCGGCUGGUUUGCGUUGCA
This is a messenger RNA of Sesamum indicum (sesame), 1078 nucleotides long. RefSeq lists its product as uncharacterized. The record is from RefSeq and is a predicted model, not a curated record. NCBI's taxonomy places the organism in Eukaryota, Viridiplantae, Streptophyta, Magnoliopsida, Lamiales, Pedaliaceae.